UUCUUUUAUUAUUUCUUUCAUUUCUCGAUCGUGAUUCUAUUGUUUUCCUAUACAUCGAUUCAAUAUACGUUGCGUAGUUUCGUUGAUCUCGCGGUGUAUGUUAGUGACGAUAUCCUCGAGUCCACCCAGUAUGUCGGAAAUAAUUACGCAAACUGUGGCGAAAACGGACGGCGAUGAUAAUGAUUGUAUCAUCAGUCUGGAACUUCUUGGCGAUCCUUGCGGCAAUAAUGCACAGAUCCCUUUCGAUCCUGAGAGCCAUGGACUCUCCGCGGAUUUUCAAUUAACGAAAUUCAGCGAUCCGCGAAGAAAGAGCUUGCAAUUGGAGCGACAAGAGAGGCAGUCGCUACUCGAUCUCUUCCACGAAAAGGAUGAAAAGGUGAAUCCUUACGCGGCGACGUGCAUUCACGAGAACACCCACGUUACAAAGUUGGACGAAGCUGGCGGAAUGAUACUGGUGGAAACAUUCAACGUUAUCCCGGCAGUCGUCGACGAUCCAUAUUUGAUGGGCAAGAUCGCUUACGCCGUCACCCACGGAGGCAUUCACUCGCUGGGUCUCUCCAGCAGCUCCAGCAGCAGGAUGAUCCUCGGCGUUUCCGACGUUAUGAAGGACGACGAGAGGAAGACGGUGUCGUCCAUGGCGAUACGUGGUUACGCGGACGCGGCGAAGACGGCCGUCAAGGAUUGUCAGGUCUUCCAAAACUCGUGGUGCCUGUUCGGCGGAAUCGCCACGGUAGUGUGCCAUCCUUACGAGAUAGUCCAACCCGUGGAUGCAACCGUCGGUGACGUCAUAGUGCUCACGAAACCGCUCGGCACGACGGUGGCGCUCACCAUAUCAGAAUGGAUGAAACAGCCUGAGAAGAGGAGCAGGCUAGUGUUGACUAUCACCGAGGAGAGCGCCGAAAAGGCUCGUUCCCGAGCCAUUGACUGUAUGAUCAGGACUAAUCAAAUCGCCGCUACGCUCAUGCGAAAGUACAACGCGCACGCCGCCUGCGAGAUAGGAUCCUACGGUAUUCUGGGCCACGCAGAUCUCCUGGCGCGACGACAGACAAACGACGUCAGUUUUAUAAUCCACAAUAUGCCGGUGAUCGCGCGGAUGAACGCCACGUCGAAGAUCAUGGGGAACGCGUUGCCCCUUCUACAGGGUGAAAUGCCCGAGGUGUCGGGAGGGUUGCUGGUUGUGUUACCGCGGGAACAAGCGGCCGCGUAUUGCAAGGCCCUGGAGGAGAUUGAGCGCAGGCAAGCGUGGAUCGUCGGGAUCGUCGAGAGCGGCGAUUACACCGCGCGAGUAAUCGAGAGACCACGAGUGAUCGAGGUGCCUGUUAAGGAUAACGGUGUCUUCUUAUGCUCUUGGUCCCGGAAUCGGUCCACGGACCACGCGUAUACCCUGGAGGAGGACACCGCGGCCCGUGAAGAGAGUACGCCGACGCCGGACGUCGUGGAGCCGGAGGAACCCGGCCGUCUGCACGACGAUCCGCAGGAGGAUGAUCCGUACGAAUACGACGACGACAUCAGGCUGCCGACGACCUCCGGCGAGCGCCGCGACGUCGAUUCCGAUGAUGACGACGUCGAGUGUCUGCCCCUGUUCGAAGCGGCGAAUUACCUCGUCUCGGGUUCCUCGGUGCCGACGACGAGAGUCAGUGCACCCUGCUGGGGAUGCAAGAAUUGCGCCGUCGAGGGCUUGCCGUUAUUCCUCCUCGGCUCGCCGACGGCGGAGGCAUCCUGCACGUGCACCUCCUUCUUAUGUAGCAACCGGGUGAGCCAAAUGACCAAGACCUAUAAUGACAUAGAGGCAGUUACAAGGCUUCUGGAGGAGAAAGAAAAAGACUUAGAGCUGACAGCGCGUAUCGGCAAAGAACUGCUGGCACAUAAUCAGAAGCUCGAAAGUACAGUGAACGCGUUAGAAGCUGAGCUCAAGGAAGCGAACGAGAAGAUCACCCAGUUGAAUCAUGAGGUAUUGAAGAAGACCGAGUUGAUACAGAUACUAACGAAUGAUGUGGACGAAUCUAGUUCGGAAGCCGGAACUCCCACCGGCUUCCGUGGAAUUAAUUUGGACACGCUGCAGAGGAAGGUUGGUUCUCUGGAGGAGGAAAACAAACAGCUACGAAGCGAAUUCGCCAAACUGGUGCAUGAUACUGACUAUUCCGAGGCACAGGAGGCACGUCUCGUAGAAAACAUUGCAGCGCAAUUAGCAAGUGCUAACAUGGAGGUGGACGGUAUAGCGGAUGAGCUCGGUCGUCAAAAGGAGGAGAAUCGACUGCAGCAUGAACAAAUAGUCAGUCUUACUGCUAAAUUAGCUGAAACGGAGCUCAGGCUCGCUCAGCUUAUGGCGGAGCACGAUGAAGUAGGAACGACUCUAGUCAUUACUAGGGAUAAUCAAAAUACACUUGCUAGUGAAUUAGCCGAAUUCAAGGAGCGAUACGCAGAGGUGGUAAAUCUCCUAGCUGAAACUCAAGAACAGUUGCGAAAACAAAGGAAACGUGGAAUGGGUGCGGCGCCUCAACCGGAUUCUAUCGCUUCGGAAUUGGAAUCGUCCCUUUAUUCGGAAUUGAGUCUCGACUCUGGAAUCAGUACAGGCGACAGAAUAUCAACGUACAAAAAGGUAUUCGAAACAGUUCGUAGCGCAUCCCGAGCGUCGUAUGCGGGUAUGGAUCCGAAUCAAUUCCCUAGGUUGGGCUCUAUGACGACAUCCACGUUAUCCAGCGGUUCUGCUGGUCCGCGAAUGAGUUGCGGACAAAUACGACCGCAGGCGUCUACGUUUCCUAGCUUGGAUUCCACCGGUAACAGUGAGAGUGAAGGUUCUUUACUUGCCGAGUCGGAAGAUUAUCCAGGACCGCAACGAACGGGUGUUCCUGGUGCUCCUGGUGCCGCUGAUCUGGAAGCCGCUUUGCGGCGUCUGACGCCGGCCGAGGUAUCGGCGAGGCGUGCGUGUCUCAGUACAGGCGCAGGUUAUAAUUACGAUUACGAUGGUGGCAUGUUACAUUCCCCGUCAACCUUCUUACCGUUCGACUGUCGCACUCCCGACAGUAUCAUGUCAACUGGCAGCUGCGGUAAUUUGAGCGGUUUUAGUGGCAAUAGCGGCAACGCUUGGCGUAUCCCACAGAAACUGCAGAUAGUUAAACCGAUGGAGGGCUCUCAGACGUUGCAUCAUUGGUCGCGAUUAGCGACGCCGACGCUAGGUGGAUUGCUGGAGGAUAGGCCGGGUGUGAAGACCAGGGGUGGUCGCGCUCUCGAGGAUCUCGGUCUCGUUACAUUCACUCUGAGUGAUCUGGAAGAGGACGAGGAAUACACAAAUCCCGGUAAACCUUUUCAGGAUACUGGUUCCAUUUACACAUUUACUAACAGCACCGUAAUGCAUCCGGACGAUCAUACUACUAGUAGCGUGACACCGAGCAUCGUCGGCAGCCGCGUCGCUACCGCGCCAAAUAGCGGUAUGAAUUCUGGUAUGAGCACUCCUCGCACGCAUAGUCGCCGCAAUUCAACAUCGACGUUCUCCACCACGCUAGGAUUAGCCAAAAUGCUGAACGAGAGAGGGAUCAAAGCCGUUACGCCUUCGUGCGUAGGUACACCUACCGACGAACGAAAUUUCUCGCCGACUGCUACACCGUGUAACAGCCCGGAUGCGAGUCUAUCGCCUACGAGAUCGUCGUCGCCGCCACCGUCACCAGAAAGUAGUGCUUCUCUGACAUUGGGAUUGCUCAGUAGCGGCGCGGAAUUAUUGAGGCGUACCUUCAGUUACGAAGUGCCAACAGCGCAAUCUAAGAAGAAGAGAUCGAAAUCAACGAUUACGCGCUCCGAGAAGAAGGCUCUCACGGGAAUACGUCUGGUCGAAAAAUUGGAAAGGAUCGGAAUUGAUACGAUUAUGGCUACCACGGUUAGCUCGUCGAUCUCGCCGCUAGCUCUACAAGGUGCUCUGUAUACGCGUCGCUCGACUGGAAGUCCAAUGGCACAACUGACUUUCCUCAAAACAUCCAUGUCCUCCAGUAUCAGCCAAGAGAAGCUAUCUCCAUCGUCUUCAACAUCCUCCGCCAGUGAUGAGUUUCCGUUGGGCAAAUCGCCAUUGCCGGGUAAACGAGACAACAGCAAGGAGCCCGAACCUAGUGUGUCCAAUUUGGCAUUUAACUCGAGAGCAGUGGGUCAGUCGCCAGAGCGACAACGACGAUCGGGUGUUAAAGCGACGAGGCCCGAUUUGGGACGAGUUAAGCCGCCAGUUUCAACGCCCGUUACUAAAGAAUCUACCAAACAGUCAGCAUUAGGAGCGAUAAGCUCACUUCUUUUUGGUCGUAAAGGCGGUUUACUAUAAAUAUUUUAUAGAGUCUGUAAGAAUGGAGAUUUAUCAAGCGGAUUAAUUGUUAACAAAAAUUUGCAAAAAAAAAAAAUCAUUUUUACUACAUUUUAUUGAAUGUAUGAUAUGCGCCUCUUUUUGAUUAUUUGCAUUUUGAUUUAUUUGUUUUCAUAUAAUACAGUUUUCUCAAAUUCAUCGUGAUGAAUUAGAUAAAAACGUCAAAUAAUCUUGAUGAAUGCAAUAACUUUAAUAAGUUUUACAAUCAGGUUACACUAUAUAUAUACUUUGUAUAGUAUAGUACGUAUUGUAUAGUAAGCACACUUAUCUUAUUUUAAGUUCUAUUAUAAAGAUUAUAAUGAAUUAAAAAUGCAAAUAUAGAUAGACCGAUCUCUUGAAUACACUUUAAAUAGUGAACACGAAAUUAUGUUCUAAGUCCUAUUUUGUGAUGAAUUAAAAACGGAACAGAUAUACAUACAUGGAAAGCUGAAUGUUUUGAUAAUUUGUAAUAAAUGAAUGAAAAUGUGGAAAGAAAUCUAUGAAAUAAUAAAAAGAUAAGUGAGAUUCUGUAAAGUAUUAGCUCAGAAAUGAAAAUACUAAAGAUUAUUUUAACUUAUGAUUGCGUUAUAAAAUCUUUGACUGUGUAUUUAUAGACUGCUAGUUGCUGCAUUCACGCAUCUUAUACUCUAACAAUAUAACAAACUAAGAACUAAAGUGUGUAUAUAAUGUAUAGUUUGUGCGCAUAUGUGUGGUUCACAAGAUUUGUAAAAUUAAAAUUUAAAAAAAGUUAAAAAAAGAGAAGAAAAAAAAGUUAUAUAUAAAAAUUAGUAUAAAUAUCAAAAUAUUUUUAAUACAUAUUAUUUAAUACUUUUUUGUAUAAAAGUCAGAAAAAAUAACGGCUACUAUUAUUGUAUUUAUUUUUUUUAUAUUAUCAAUAUUUAUAGUUGAGAUAAAUAUCUAAAUUUCAUGCAGAUUUAAUACAUCAAACAUCUACUACAUUGGGAACAUUUCACUCAAUUUUACUAUAAAUGCAAUUCUUAUACAUAUGCAGUACAUAUUUAUACAGUUGAAGGUUAAAAAUAUAUAUUCCUAAUGGUAUAACGCGAGUUACAAAUUAAAGGAGCUACAUAAUGGCAGAAUGGUUAGUGAAAUGAAUAACAUGUAUUUGAAAUUUAGAGUGAUGAUUGUGGAGAAUAAGUUAUUAUUACAUGAAUAUAUAUAUGAUAUAAAUAAUAUACAAAGAAAGAAUGCUGAGAAUAUGAUGCAUCCUACUAUCACACAUUUUAUGCAAUUUAGCACAAAGUCAAUCAAGAAAGGGAGAGAAAGAGUUUUGGUGCUAAUUUAUUUUUCUUUAGCAAAUACUUAAUACGACAAAGUUGUAAUAUCAUCAAUGCUAUUGUCAGUCUUUGCACAUGGAAGAUUGUGCAUUUAGUAUUGAUCAUCAAGUACUGUACAUAGUUGAAAUGUAGCAGGAUGGUAAAGGGCUUUUUUUUUUUAAGUAAUUUUCGUAACUUGCAAUAAUUUAUUGCAGCUUUUUAUUUCUUGCGAAUGGAGCUGAAUAUUAUGUAAGAAGAUUGCAACAUAUAAUAUAGAGAAGAAGAGUAUUUAGCUCGAUGCAGCUUUGUACAUAGACGUACAAAUUAAUAAAUUCAAUUAGAAAAUAACGCUGUGUUGCUGUCCUACCGUUCGCAUUUUUAUUAGUAUCUCCUUAUGUUAUUUUUUUGUUCAUUUAAAAGGCCUAGCUGGAAAAAUUACAGUGUAAUAGUUAUGUGCGUUAUUGUAAAUAGAGCGACUCUAAAGCGAUUGUAAAAACAUCAUGUUUUACUGCAAUUACAUACUGUAUACUAGUAUAUAAAGAAUGCAAUUUCAAUGAAAACAUGUUUAAGCAUAUUCUAAUAAUUAUUUAUUCCUGCAAGAUAGUAUUACAUAUUUUAGAGAUGUGAUUCCGAGAAGAAAAUUCUUGAGCUUAUCUUGUUCAUAAAAAACGAGUUAUAUAGUACAUAAAAGAAGAAAAUUAGAUAUUCUGCAUGAAAGACUUAGAGUGUAUUAAAAAAAUGCAUUUAGAUAGUUUGUAGAUCUCUCGCGAACAGCAGACGUAUCCAUAUCUUCAUUACAGAGUGUAUUACUAAGAAUCACAGUAAUUGCGGUAAAAUCAAAUGAAUGUACGACCAUUUCACGAAAUGAAUAACAAAGCAUUACAAUACACAGAUUUAAGUCAAUUAACUAUGAAAACUGAUAAAAUCUAUAGAAAGUAAAGACAUUGCAUAAAUGAAAUAAAAUAAGCAAAACGCAAAAGUAGUACAGUGUAAAAAGUUACACCAAUCUAAUUCAUUGAGAGUUUGUUUUACAUGAUCUGAUAAUACACACACUAAUAGAUUUUACACUUCAGUUUUCACAGUAAACGGACAAUACAUGUAAUAUAAACGCAAUGUAUUUUAUGAACCGACAAAAGUAAAUUAAUUUUCAUUAUUACAAAAAUUGAGAAGUUGUGCAUUACUUCAAUAAAGUAUGUCACUUUGGGAGAGAUACGAUUAUUAAAGCUAAGUAAGAUGUCAAUGUAUUACUAAGUGUGAUCCUGUACACUGAUGUCUGUUAGAUUUACUAUAAAUAACGAGGCCUUAGUACCUGUUCGGCUUUUGUUCGGUGUCUGAUAUUUUGUUUCAGAUUGUGAUAUCUUUAUGUCUGGCAUGUACUUGAAUUUCAUGUACUUACCAACGAUUUGCGUUGAUUUAUUCGAUUAUGUUUACGACAGGAAGCUCUUUACAGAAGGUGCUAUGUAAUCAUCUUAAACAGUAGAGAUAUGUCGUACCUCCAAAUUGAACAAUAAAUAUAUUUAAGUAUUAA
Formica exsecta is the source of this 7123-nucleotide messenger RNA. It is a transcript of the gene milt, whose product is annotated as trafficking kinesin-binding protein milt-like. The record is from RefSeq and is a predicted model, not a curated record. Bases 98 to 4300 code for a protein of 1400 amino acids. Lineage: Eukaryota; Metazoa; Arthropoda; Insecta; Hymenoptera; Formicidae. The transcript is spliced from 10 exons.